Molecule: messenger RNA, 2264 nt
Organism: Apis dorsata (giant honeybee)
Lineage: Eukaryota; Metazoa; Arthropoda; Insecta; Hymenoptera; Apidae
Gene: dnt
Product: tyrosine-protein kinase Dnt
Exons: 8
Coding region: 441-2105 (554 amino acids)
Biological process (GO): positive regulation of kinase activity; multicellular organism development; protein phosphorylation
Cellular component (GO): signaling receptor complex
Molecular function (GO): ATP binding; protein tyrosine kinase activity
Source: RefSeq, a predicted model, not a curated record
CUGCGCGCUCAUCCUCUUCGUGUGUGCAUUCUCGCGUCAUCUUCUGUUUUCCGUUUAAUAAUCAGUAGCCCCUUUCCAGCACGCGUUGUUUCGUAAACAUACAGAUAUCGUGGAAAGAAUCCGUUAACUUUUCUUAAUCGUAAUAUUCGAAGUGCCGUUAUACGAUUAAUUGAGUUUCACGCGAACUGUCAAAGAAUUUAAUUCGCCAGAAGAAGUCGUGCUGUAUCAGCCGAGAUCCGUACCUAUUCUCAUCCGGUCGUGUACACUAUAGUAAAACGAGGUGCUGUCACGUGCUCUUGCACCCGUGAAAUCGGCACCGAUUUACGAUACUUCGUGGACCAUGAGUCGUGUUAGAAGACUUUAACGUUGUUUACAGCAUAACGUAACUCGUGUUUACGGCUACUCGGUACGUACAACCGGUUAAGCACGUGGUGGACAGGAUGCUCCUAAAAUUGGCAGUGUUGCUGUUCGUUUUCGUGCGGCCAGGUGCAAGUUAUUUCAACCUUUUUCUCAGCCAAGCAGAAGUGCGGAAACUAAUGGGUCUGCAGGCGGAAUUGUUUUACGUAAGAGAAGGCGUUAUAAACGAGUACGCGAUUAAAUUCGUCGUCCCGGUGCCAGCCCAGGUUCACAAGCUGCAUUUCACUUGGGAGAAUCUCGCCGGCAGGCCGUUGCCGUACACGAUGUCGGUGGACAUCAGCAACCCGUCAGCGUUGACGAGCUCCCUAAAUAUAUCCCAGGCCGGUGAAAUCCCGGUCGGUGGGCUGCAGACGUGGGCCCUGGCCCUCCAUUGCGGCCCGUACGACGCCGAGGUGGACCUCAGCCUUCGGAUAAACGUCUCCCUGUCGAGGAGGAACACGACCAGCCUCGACUUCAGGCGGAAGAAAAUAUGUCUCAAGGAUAAGAGCAACGCUGCGGGGCCGGAGGAGGUCCUCGUGGCCGCUUCUGGCUCCUCUCCCGGCGGCCAAGUGUUCUACGCGGCGAUAGGCUGCGCAUGCGCGUUCAUCGCCGCCAUUUUCGUCCUCGUUAUCGCAUAUUACGUCCGCGACAAGAAGACGAGAAGGCACCGUGAUCCUCUCCAAGAGUCGAGGGGUUUGAGCUCCGCGUGCAGCGUGGAAAGGGGCACGGGAGUCGGGCCCGCGCAAACCUUCUUGUCACCAGAAACACCCCCGCCUGCCUCAGCCACGUCCACCUCGACUUACAGAAGAUUGGACGAUCGACCGAGCCGAGAAUUGCACGAGAGGAUUCAAGAGAUCACCGUCCAAAGAUGCAGGGUACGCCUUCUCAGCAUCGAGAUGGAGGGAACAUUCGGUCGCGUGUACAGAGGCAGUUAUCACGAGGAGGGCGCGUCCUCACCUAGGGAUGUCCUGGUGAAAACUGCCGCCGAGCAUGCAUCGCAGUCCCAAGUCGCCCUUCUGCUACGAGAGGGUUUAGCCCUGUACGGUUUGAGCCAUCCAGCCCUGCUCCCAGUUUUGGGCGUCUCGAUCGAGGAUAGAAGCGCUCCUUUUCUCUUGUACCCGCACACCGGUUACAAGAACAUGAAGAGGUUCUUGGUGAGGUGCAAGCUGAGCAGCGAAGGGCCACCGAGAGCACUCACCACGCAAGAAGUCGUGGAAAUGGCACUUCAAGCUGCCAAAGGGGUCCAGUAUCUUCACAGAAAGAGGCUGGUGCACAGAGACUUGGCCGCAAGGAAUUGCGUCGUUGACGACGAUCUGAGAGUUCAAAUCACGGACAACGCCCUGGCCAGGGACCUGUUCCCUCAAGAUUACCAUUGCCUGGGGGACAACGAGAAUCGUCCCAUCAAGUGGCUGGCCAUCGAAAGUUUGCUCAACAAGACGUUCAGCACCGCCUCCGACGUGUGGGCGUUCGGUGUAUUGUUAUGGGAGUUGACCACGUUGGCGCAGCAACCGUACGUGGAGGUGGACGCGUUCGAGAUGGCUUCCUACCUCAGAGACGGGUACAGAUUGGCGCAACCGAUAAAUUGCCCCGACGAGCUGUUCGCCGUUAUGGCUUAUUGUUGGGCGAUGUCGGCCGACGAGAGGCCCACGUUUAGCCAGUUGAUCGUCUGCCUUCAAGAUUUCCACACUCAAUUGACCAGAUACGUUUAAAAUACGUUCUAUUCGAGGAAAAUACGAUACGAAUUUUGAGAAUUUCGAUAGAAUAUAUACGUGUAUAUAAAUAUAUAUAAUAGUGUCUAGUACUUAAAGGAUUGAUUUUCGAAGAGGAUUUUCAAAGAGGAUCGAAAUAUAUAGAUAUUCGCGACGAAA